AUGCUGGGGAAGAGGGGCCAUCGAGAGUCACCCGGUCGCUGCUCCCACACCGCCCGAGCCGAGCUGUCCUUCUCCGUGAGCCACAUGGAGCGCCUCCUGCGGGAGGGCCACUAUGCCCAGCUCCUGAGCUCGUCCGCACCCGUCUACCUAGUGGCCAUCAUCCAGUACCUGGCGGCCAGGGUCCUGGAGCUGGCGCGCCAUGAGGCCCAGAACAGCGGCAGGAGGCGCCUCACUCCGGAGCUGGUGGACGUGGCGGCCCGCAGCAAUGCGCUGCUCAGCGAUUUGUUCAGGACUAUAGCACCAUCUCCCAGAACCCCGGACAGCGGGCCCCGCCCCGCCCCAGGGCCCCCGAUUUGCAUACACCACCCGCAGCCUGUCCCGGCCGGGCCUCCGUGCUUGCUAUUUUGCAUAUCACCAGGGCGACGAGAGCUCCGGGCGGCCGAGCCGGCGCGGUCGCGUGGUGGGCCGGAGCCCGUCGCAGGACACGUCUCAGCCCGCCGCCGUCGCCCAGCACGUGCGCCCACUUGCGUCAGCGCGCCCGGAAGUGCCUAA
This is a messenger RNA of Aethalodelphis obliquidens (Pacific white-sided dolphin), 552 nucleotides long. RefSeq names its product H2A.B variant histone 1 (gene H2AB1). The record is from RefSeq and is a predicted model, not a curated record. Lineage: Eukaryota; Metazoa; Chordata; Mammalia; Artiodactyla; Delphinidae. Gene Ontology annotation, cellular component: nucleosome. The transcript is spliced from 2 exons. Bases 1 to 552 code for a protein of 183 amino acids. Gene Ontology annotation, molecular function: DNA binding; protein heterodimerization activity; structural constituent of chromatin.